Rotaria sordida is the source of this 378-nucleotide messenger RNA. The record is from the annotation of a GenBank genome assembly. Lineage: Eukaryota; Metazoa; Rotifera; Eurotatoria; Philodinida; Philodinidae.
AUGCAUCUACUUACUUUAUCUAUCUUACUCCUAAUUGGUACUCAUAUGGUCAUUGCUACUGCUACAGAAUGUUAUGAAUGUGAGUUAACAUCAGCGUGCAAUGAUCCUUUCAAUGCAAACGAAUUCGGUGUGAAUAAAAUCUCUUCACUCAGUGGUUGGUGCUAUAAGGUGAAAGGCGAAGAAGAAGGAACAUAUCUAAUAAUUCGAGGAGCCGAUGACGUUUCUUGUUCAAAAACAGGGUGUGAUAAUGUCAACGGAGCUACUAUUUGCUGUUGUGACACCAAUUUAUGCAACGCUGCUCGACGUUCAACAUCAAUGAUAACUGUCAUUAUUCUAGCAUGGUCUCUUGCUAUUGGCUUUGCAAGAUGGUUCUAUUGA